AUGGAGGAGGGGCAUCAUGAUCUUUCAAAGGAUACAGUGGUUGGGGAUCCUCAGUUACUCCAAAAGAAAAUUGAUGCAGUUCGUUUGGGUGGUCCUGCUAAACUCCAGGUGAUAGCUGAUUUUGAUGGAACAUUAACCAAGUACUUUGUGAAUGGUUGUCGAGGGCAAAGCAGUCAUGGAAUUUUGAGGCAGGGGAAUGCUGAGUAUGAUGAUAAGAGGCAGGCAUUGUAUGAACACUACCAUCCAUUAGAAUUCUCCCCAACAAUUCCAGUUGAAGAGAAAACUAAGCUCAUGGAAGAGUGGUGGGGGAAAACCCAUAAUCUUCUGAUUGAAGGAGGCCUUACAUAUGAUGCGAUUAGGGAGUCUGUUGCUGGUUCUGCAAUUGCUUUCAGGGAUGGUGUGGUUGAAUUUUUUGAGUUUUUGGAGGAAAGAGACAUUCCGGUUCUCAUAUUCUCUGCUGGACUUGCAGAUAUUAUAGAGGAGGUUAGUUUACAAGAUAUGCUUUCUGGUGAUUCUGUCCUGAGACAGAAAGUCCAUAGAUCAUUUAAGAAUGUUAAGAUUGUCUCAAACCGAAUGGUAUUUGAUAAUGAUGGUCGCCUUAUUUCUUUCAAAGGGAAGUUGAUCCAUAGUCUAAAUAAAAAUGAGCAUGCUCUUGAAAUGGCUGCUCCUGUUCACGAACAUUUUGGUGAUGCUGAUGGUCCGAUCAAUGACAAUGCCUCUGUAAAGAAGAGAACCAAUGUGCUGCUUCUUGGUGAUCACCUAGGAGACUUGGGAAUGUCUGAUGGUUUGGACUAUGAGACUCGAAUUUCUGCGGGUUUCCUGAACGACAACAUUGAGAACAACCUCAGUAGCUACCGCAAAGCCUUUGAUGUGGUUUAUCUGAAUGAUGCACCCAUGUGGGGAGUAGUCAAGCUUGUUUCUCAGAUGUGCUCAACAGUCAACUGA
Molecule: messenger RNA, 945 nt
Organism: Dovyalis caffra
Lineage: Eukaryota; Viridiplantae; Streptophyta; Magnoliopsida; Malpighiales; Salicaceae
Source: the annotation of a GenBank genome assembly